Molecule: messenger RNA, 2007 nt
Organism: Adineta steineri
Lineage: Eukaryota; Metazoa; Rotifera; Eurotatoria; Adinetida; Adinetidae
Source: the annotation of a GenBank genome assembly
AUGUCAUUUACAAAUUAUCGAAAUCCAAAUGCAAAUCGAUCAAGUAAUACAAAUGAUGAAAAUUCAAAAGAUCUGAAAUCAAAUAUUCGUGAAAGUCGUUGGAUUCAACCUGAACAAUGGCAAUCACCUGAAGUUCAAGAAAAAUUUGAUAAAGGAGCUAUAGAUUUUCCUUCAGUACAUGGAAUGCUUCAACAAUUAGGUAUUAAAGUUCAAAAAUUUGAAUUAAAUAAAAUUCUUGAACAACAUGAUCGAAAUAAAGAUGGUCAUAUGAAUAAAGAAGAAUUUGAAGAACUUUAUUUAAAACUACGUGCGGAGAAAGAUCCAGGUAGUACGUGGGGACGUUCUGUUAAACCAACUGGUGGUGUUGAUCGAUUUGUUACUAUACGACGAGAUUCAACUGAUGAUUUAGAUUCAACAUCAUCUGCUGUUGAACAAAAACAAGAAGCAUCUGGGCCAUAUCAUAGUGUGUUAAUUGAAGAACGUGAAUGGAGUGCCAACUGGAUAAAUCAACUACUUGCUGAUGAUGUUCAUUUAAAUUUACGUGCUAAUCCUAUCGAUACAAAAGAUUCACAAGCACUUUAUAAACGAUGUCAAGAUGGUAUCUUACUUUGUAAAUUGAUCAAUAUUGCUGUACCUAAAACAAUUGAUGAACGUGCGAUUAAUUUAAAUUUAUCUAAACAAGAUAUAUUUCGACAAAGUGAAAAUUUAGAACUUGCUAUUAAUUCUGCACGUGGUAUUGGUUGUAAAGUAGUUAAUAUUCAUCCUGAAAAUAUUUCUAAAGCUGUCCCACAUCUUGUUAUGGGUCUACUUUGGCAAAUUAUUCGAGUUCAAUUAACAAAUGAAAUUAAUUUAAAACAUGUUCCUGGUCUUAUAUUACUCUUACGUGAUGGUGAAACAGCUGAAGAUCUAUUAAAAUUAUCACCUGAAGAAUUAUUAUUACGAUGGUUUAAUUAUCAACUACAACGAACACAAUAUAGUGGCAAACAAGUAUCAAAUUUUAGUAAUGAUAUUAAAGAUUCUCAAGCAUAUACAUAUUUACUUAAUAUUAUUGCUCCAGAAAAUACAAAACCACCUGUAGGACUUAGUCCAUUAAAGGAAGAUGAUUUACGUCGUCGAGCUGAACUCAUGUUAAAAGAAGCUGAUAAAAUUAAAGCACGAGCACAUAUAACACCUGAAGAUGUUGUCAAAGGAAAUCCGAGACUUAAUUUCGCUUUCGUAGCAAAUUUAUUCAAUACAUAUCCAGCAUUAGAUCUUCCAACUGAACAAGUACCUGAAGCAGGUGUUGUUAUUGAAGAAACUCGAGAAGAAAAAACUUAUCGAAAUUUUAUAAAUAGUCUUGGAAUUGAACCACAUGUGAAUUAUCUUUAUUCAGAUCUUUGUGAUGGUUUAAUUAUUUUACAGCUUUAUGAUAUUAUCCGUCCGAAUACAGUUGAUUGGCCAAAGAUAUAUAAAACAUUUAAUGCAAUUAAAGAACGUUUUCAAAAAUUAAAUAACUGUAAUUUUGCUGUUGAUUAUGCAAAAGAACCACUUCAUUUUAAAAUAACGGGUAUUGGUGGUCCCGAUAUUCUUGAAGGAAAUAAAACAUUAACACUUGGUCUUGUCUGGCAAAUAAUGCGUGCAUAUACAUUAUCAAUAUUACAGAAAUUAGCCAAAUCAACAACACCUAUUGCUGAUAAAGAUAUUAUUAAUUGGGCUAAUCAAAAAUUAAAAAGUGCGAAUAAAAAAACAUUUUUAAAUAAUUUUCAAGAUCAUUCAUUAAGUGAUUCUAUGCUUAUUUGUGAUUUAAUUGAUGCUAUUAAACCAGGAUCUAUUCAAUAUAAUUUACUUAAAACAUCUGGAACACCCGAAGCUAAAAUGGAUAAUGCUUUGUAUGCGAUAUCAAUGGCACGAAAAAUUGGUGCACGUAUUUAUGCCUUACCGGAUGAUAUUGUUGAAACUAAACAAAAACUGCUUCUAACAGUUUUUGCAUGUCUUAUGGCAAGUGAUAUGAAUAUAGGAAAAACAUAA